Pseudozyma hubeiensis SY62 is the source of this 615-nucleotide messenger RNA. Its product is annotated as sex-determining protein. The transcript is spliced from 2 exons. NCBI's taxonomy places the organism in Eukaryota, Fungi, Basidiomycota, Ustilaginomycetes, Ustilaginales, Ustilaginaceae. The coding region runs from base 1 to 615 and encodes 204 amino acids. The record is from RefSeq and is a predicted model, not a curated record.
AUGCGCCUCUCGCAGAGUCUUGGAACCGGAUGCAUCUCCCGUGACAGACUUACCGCUCCCUUCGCUACUACACUCGAUGCGUCACCGAAGACGGAAACAAGCACAUCGUCCAAGAAAGUUGAGGGCGAACAGGAUUGCACCGAUCGACGGAGCAAAAGCCAUCGUGAGGAGCCCGGUUUGCAAGUCUUCCGUCCCGACAGCCGAAACGGGAACAGAUGCAAUGCUAUAAGCCACUGUGUCCAACAGUCUCGUCAAGUAAGCGGCCACAUCUCGUGUGUUGUGUUUCAUUUCGCUUUGUGCAGGAUCAAUGACACAGGCAGAGAGUGUCACCCCGCAGCGAUCAGCCACCGCCACCUUGAGAAGCAUGAUCUCAUUCCGAGAGCCGCGGCUUCCCCCCAAAUUGAAAUUCGUAAAUUGCUGCACAGUGUCGCGCAGCCAGAGGAGUUGAACCGGGUUGAGCUCAAUUCAUCCGUCACUUCCGACUUUUCCUGCACCCUACGCGUGGCUCCGACAUCCAAAAUCGGUUGUCACAGAAUGCAAGACCUCCUCGACCGCUUUGCAUACGGCGUGCCGCUCACGCUUUCGUGCAGCACAGCGUCGGCUAUCGUGAACUAG